Pneumocystis murina B123 is the source of this 2214-nucleotide messenger RNA. RefSeq lists its product as hypothetical. Gene Ontology annotation, molecular function: protein binding. NCBI's taxonomy places the organism in Eukaryota, Fungi, Ascomycota, Pneumocystomycetes, Pneumocystales, Pneumocystaceae. Gene Ontology annotation, cellular component: cytoplasm. Bases 1 to 2214 code for a protein of 737 amino acids. The record is from RefSeq and is a predicted model, not a curated record. The transcript has 15 exons.
AUGGCCACAAAUAACUAUUAUGAAGAUGAUCAAGAUCCUAUAGAAAAAGAAUUAGCCAAUGAAAAAAGCCAUGAUAUCCUAUAUAGCAUAGAUUCAUGGUCAUCAUAUAGUUCUACAUAUCAUCCAUCUCAUAUUUUAGUCGAUAGCCCCGAAGAUCAGGGAUCAAGGUGGAGUUCCACUAAUAACACAAAUGAACAGUAUAUUAUAAUAAAAUUAAAUCAAUUAUCUAUUGUAAAAGAAAUUACUUUUGGGAAAUAUUAUAAACCUCAUGUUUGCAAUCUCAAAGAGCUAAAAGUUUACGGAGGACCAUCGAGAAAUAGCAUGCUUCUUGUUUUACAUACUGGACUUACAAAUGACGUUGAAUCAGAAUCUUUUCAAUUAUUAAGGAAGAGCAGAAAACACAACACACAUGUUCCUAUUCUCUUUUUAAAAAUUGUUCCUCUAGCAGUUUGGGGCACAGACUUUAAUUUUUCUAUAUGGCAUGUAAAAAUACAUGGAUGGACAUGCAGAAAAAUUGUGACAAAUGCUAUGAAUAACUUAGAAUCAAAGCUAGAAACAUAUGCUUUAAAACUUACUCUUACACACCUUCGUCGCCGAAACUCUAUAAAAACAUUCAAAUUAUUAUCUUCUUUGUUUCCAAUAGAACUAGAACACCCGUUUCUGAAUAAUCUAUACCAAACAUUAGUGAUCGAUGGAAAUUUUGUCAAAGCAGAACUCUUAAUUGACGAAGCACAGUCAAUGAAUGCAUUUAAUGAAUAUAUAUCAAAACAGUGUUAUAAUUCAUUGUGGGUUGAAAACGUUCAAUCAGAUUUAUAUAGUAUUCCAGGCGUAAGAGGAGGUCACCAGAUGUGUAUUGAUCAAGAAGAAAGAACAAUAUAUCUUUUUGGAGGGUGGGAUGGCUAUAAGGAUUUAUCAGACUUCUGGUCAUAUUCUAUAAAAUACAAUACAUGGAAGAAAAUAUCUGAUGAUACAUCAUUACAAAAUGGUCCGUCCCCUAGAUCAUGUCAUAAAAUAUGUUUUGAUUCGAAAGAAAAAAAGAUUUAUGUUCUUGGAAAGUUUAUUGAAGCAAAUCAAAGAAAUCAAGAAAAUAUAUGUAUAGCAGAUUUCUGGACAUGGGAUAUAAAAACUGAAAAAUGGGAAUGUAUUUCAAAAAAUACAGCAAAUGAUAAUGGACCUUCUUUGAUUUUCGAUCAUGCAAUGUGUAUAGAUGAAAGCAACCAAAUAAUAUAUGUUUUUGGGGGAAGAAUAGUCACAUUAGAUCCAUCUGUAAAUAAACUUAGCGACUUCUUUUGUUAUUCUAUACCAGAUCGUACAUGGAAAAUUCUUAGAAAAGAUAGCAAUUCGUUAGUACCUACGAUAAAUACUUUAAGAUCAAGAAUUGGUCAUUCAAUGCUCUUUGAACCCAUUCUGAGAUGUCUUUUUAUUUUUGCAGGGCAACGUUGUAAAGAAUACCUUUCAGAUUUUUAUCUUUAUGAUAUAGAUAAAGACAAAAUUUCCGUUAUAAGCAUGGAUUAUUCUAAUGAUGGGGGUCCUGAAGGAGGAUUUACACAAAGAGCUACAUUGAAUCCAAAAAAAAAGGAAAUAAUAGUAUUAAGCGGUUUAAUAAAGGAUAAGAAGAGUAACCAGGAAAUUGUCAGGAGCUCUGCUUGGGUUUAUUAUUACGGAAAUAACAUAAAACACGGUGUUUGGAACAAAAUUAAUCAAAAUGAUAAUAACAGUUUUUCAAAAGGAAAAAAUAGACCUUGUCCUAGAUAUGCUCAUCAACUUGUAUAUGAUGAAAAAUCCGAACUACACUUUUUAUAUGGUGGAAAUCCAAGAAAUAAAGAUUUUCCAAAAGAAAGGUUAGGGGAUUUCUGGACUCUUGAACUACAGAAACCGACCAUUUCAGAAAUAUCAAGGCGAUUAAAACUAUAUUUACGAAAACAAAGAUUUAGAGAACUUUGUCAUGUAUUAUCUUCAAUAGAUGCGCUAUCAUACUUACAUAAUGAACUUUCUGCUUUACUUGAUCAUUCAAAUAAAGAGGAAAUUUAUUCUUUUUACUCUCUUAUAACAAGCGAACUAUUGGCACCGAAAUCCGAAAAAUGCACUGAUGAUACAGAAAUGAAAAAUCUUAUACAUACUCUUAGAAUGGAAGUUUUCGAUAAUUUAAUUGACUUUUUUCCUCAAAAUUGGAGAGGUCCUAACGAAAAAUUAAUAGAUCUAAUUAAGCUAUAA